CCCACGGUAUCGUUGCCGGGCAACACAAACCCCACUGCCGCCCGGCUCUGUGCUCGGGGGAAUGUUGGGCUUCCAUGAUUAGCUUCUGAGGCACGGUGCAAAUGGCGGCUGCGACAAACUUUGCGCCGCCAAAUGGAAGAUCGAUGAGUGACAUUAGAAACAAUUCUGGUAGAAUAUCUUCAGUUCGGAACACCAAAUUAUGUGUAACAAAAUGUUCUGAGGAAAAGGAACCUGGAGAAGGGAAUGCACAGAUUUAUGACAAGCCAAAUGCCUUUCGUGGAUUACAAUUUCCAAACUUGGUGGAUCUUCGACAAGUCACAGUUAUUCCAAAAGCAGAAUGGCAACGUAUCCAGGAUGAUUUGAAUGGAAUAAAUAAAGAAGCUGAAUUUUUACGAACUCUGAAGGAAGAAAGGGAAGCUUUACAUUUACAAUCUAAAGAAAUAACUAAGCACUGGACAAACACCAUUACAGGUCACAGACAAAGAAGACUUGAUGCAGGAAAACAACGUAAAGAAAAGGAAGAAGAGGAUAGGAGACAAAUAGAUUUAGAAGAGGCAAAAUAUAUGGAACAGAAAAGAAAAGAACAUCUGGAACGGGCUGAAACUCUGCUUUUCUAUCAAACUGAUAGAGUGAAAGGAUUUAAUGCUGCACUGAUGCUCACUGAAACGCUUAAAGAGCGAGAAGCCCAGAUUGAAUUGAACCGGAAAAGGGAACAUCUUCUUAAAAGUCAAGAAAAACAAUUUGUGGAGGAAAUGCAACGCCAAAGGUACACAAGUGAGGAUAGAGAGUAUCAAAAUAUGCUAAAACAGAAAGAACAGAGAAAAGCUCUUUCUGAUUUCCAUCAGCAACAGAUAAAAGAACAGGAACAACUAAGAAAACAAGAGAAGCAACAAGAUAUAAUGGAAGGAAGAGAAAUCAAGAAAUUGGCGCAGUUGUACAAAUGGGAACUUAGUAAAAUUGAAGAACUAAAAAAGCAAGAAAAAUAUAACAAUAAGAUCAACCAAAUGGCACAUGUUGAGAACAAUAAUAUAAUUAAAGCACUAGAAAAGCAAAAAGAAGAAUUACAAGAUGAAGAUAUCAGGUUAUAUGUUUCAGCAAAACAAAAAAUGAUGAAGCUUAGGAAAGAAAGACAAGCAGAAAUUGACAAGGAGAAGGAAGAUCAAAGAAACAGGAUGUUGAAAAUAAUAAGUGAACAAAUGAGAGAGGAAGCACGAGAUGAAACAGACCGCAUUAAGAAAGCAGCAGCAGAAAAGGAGGCUGCAAGAGAGAUGGAAAUAAAGAAAAAAAAAGAAAAAUUAGUGGCAGAUAUGAAGGCAAUUGAAGAACACAGAACUAUGAUGCUGAAAGAACAUGAGGAGAAGGAAAAAGAAGAAAAAUUACAAGCAAUUGAAACCCUUCAUGCCAAAUUGGAAGCAGAUUAUAUGCAUAAUGAAAAGGAAAAAAAGAAAAAGCUUAAGAAUCUGGAAGAAGGCAGAAACAUACAAUCUUUCCUUGUUGAACAAAUGGCUGAAAAGAAAGCAAAGACACUAGGUGAGCGUGCAGAUGAACUGGAACACGAACAAAAAACCAUGGCUCUGCUUGAAGUGGAAAAGAAGAAAUUUGAAAAGUAUGCACAGGAAGUUAUUAAUACAGCUUCAAAAAAAGGGCAAAAUGUUUAUCCACUUCUUAAGACUGCCCACCAGGGCAUUGGUGGUGGGCAUGGUCCUGUGUUCAAAGAAAAAGGUGGAAUUAGACCAAGUUACCAAGUCCAGGAUGCCUCAGGGAUUCAGCUUCCAAAUUAUAAAAGCAACACAACAGAAAUGAUUAAAAAGUUAUAUGACAACUGCGAUAUUGAGAAAUCCAAAAAAUCAUUAGGGUUUAUAUGGUGAAUGCUUUGGAAAUUAUAACUGACAAAUUGAUUGCAUCACUUUUACAAGCAUCUUACAUUAAAUUGCCAACAUUAAUCUCCAUAAUCAUCUUCACAAUAACCAUGUACUUAAGUAUUUGAUUGCAUGUAUUAUGAAAUUAACAAUGUUUGGAUAGUUAUGUUGUGAAUUUGAGAGAUUCAAAUAAAUAUCAAACAAUGAAACAAGUAUAGAACUUUUCUACUG
Messenger RNA from Hypanus sabinus (Atlantic stingray), 2090 nucleotides. It is a transcript of the gene cfap210, whose product is annotated as cilia and flagella associated protein 210. The transcript is spliced from 10 exons. The record is from RefSeq and is a predicted model, not a curated record. NCBI's taxonomy places the organism in Eukaryota, Metazoa, Chordata, Chondrichthyes, Myliobatiformes, Dasyatidae. Bases 102 to 1868 code for a protein of 588 amino acids.